AUGAAUAUUUCUCAUCAAUCUUUUCAAGUGAGCCUUUAUCGAGAUGACAAUGAAAAAUUGCAGGUGGGGAAUGUCUGCGACGCAGAUGUAUUGUUAGUGUCUGCAGACGGUAAUAAACUACCGGCACAUCAAUGUAUACUACAACAACGUGCACCUGGAUUCUAUAGACGACAUAUAGAGCCAACGAUUAUUGCAUCGAGGAAAAGUGGCAUCCUUAACGGACCACUCGAGGUUGCGGUUGGAGAUAUCGACUCGAAUGGAUUGAGAUCAGUGUAUACGGAUGAUGAAGUAUCGCAGUUACCUGAUCGAUGUGAUGUUAGGAUGCGAGAACGAGACGAUGAUAAUAAUAAUGAUGAUAGCAAUAAUGAUAACAUCGGGCGUAGAGGUAAUGGUAGGGACGGAGCAGGAAAGCCAGACUCCGAAAUGGAUGAAUCGAGUGAAUAUGAAGAUGUGAAACGUUUAUCGUCACAGGCANUGAUGAAUGUGCAACACCUCAAGGGGAUUCACUUGAAACGUCCCAAAAUGCGUCGUUCUGUCAGUGGAAUGAUGGAAGAGUCAGUGAUAUCGAUCCAAGCUCAACCGCAGAUGACAUCCUUUCGGGAAUUGGCAUCAGAGUCGCCAAUGUGCACAUCAUUAUCAUCUGAACGUUUAGAGAGUCGCUUGUCAAACCACACAAAUCACGAGUCAUCACCACCCAAACAACAGUCUCUUGACGGUGCUGAAAGAAAACAUUCUCAUGUUGAUAUGUCAUCAGGUAAAUUCAUACGAUUCGACGAUGAACAAUCGCAACAAAACGAAAUGAAUCAGUCGAGUAGUGAGCAAGACAGAUCAAUGACUUCGAGUGGUGCUUCCAAACAUAUUUUCCCGAUGUUCAUUGGACUUGAAGGUAAUCAAGAUACGAACGAAAUGUGGCAUAGCGCACCGGGACCUGAGGGUAUAAGAGGUCGUGCGAUAAUGGCCAGACGACUCUCAGUUACCUCGCUAACAUCAUUGACUUCUAUCGAUUUAACACCUAAUCAUGAUGGAACGAUUCCACCAGCCGAUCGCAAUCCGUCGUGCAAAUUGGCCUCUGAUUUAUUGAAUAUGUACUUGAAGAAUAUCGAUACCGACGUGAUUGUUAAGACUGAUAAUGGAGAAUUAUUCGCUCAUAGAUGUAUAUUAUCGGCUACUUGUCCGUAUUUCAAGAAUCAAUUGCAAAAACAUCGUAAAAACCAAAUCGAAUUAAAAGGGUACUCUCGGACUGCAGUACAUUUUUUCUUGUCUUUUCUUUAUGGCGGAUUGACAUCAAUCGGCGAUGACGUCGAUGUAUGGGAGUUGAUUUCAUUAGCGACGCAUUUGAACAUGGAUAGUUUGACGAAAGUUAUUUUACUGCAUUUCAGAGCUUAUAAAUGUCACUUCUUUCAUAGGAAGAAAAUUCCUUUCGACUUGAAGUUUCAAGUUCUAACCUCUCAGUGGUUUCAGCCGUGUGCCACUUGUGUAUCUGCGAUUUUCGAUGCCCUUCCUCAGUUUCAUGCAAUCAAAUGCCUUCGACCACUCUACGAUGAAGCUCUUUCGUGGCAAGCGAAAUAUUUUGCACGCAUUUGGAAGGGACGAGUGUUUCUGCAUUUAAAUCCACGAUGGCAAAAAGAAUGUUUUGAAACGUUGGUUAGGGAAAUGGAUGAAGAAUCCGUAAUCGACGUCCUUUUGGGAUGUGAACGAUUACAGAUGUCGUUACCACGAUCCAAAUCAACAGUGGCGAGUGAAGUGGUGUUGGGUUUAGUAGCCGAUAUCUUAGAAUAUUGCCAAGAAUUUAUUAUGCAAUCUUUUGAUGAAGUCGUUGGAUCAGAGGCCUUUAAGGCACAGGGGAAGGGAUUGGCAUUGAAUUUAUCACUGUUGGAAGAUAUUCUACCAACGUUGGUACAUACUCUGUCGGCUGAAAUCGCCAUUAAAACCUACUUGAAUUUAUUGCAUCUGUCGAAAAUAAUUCAAAAUGAAUCAUCUCAACCAAAACGAUCCAUGCACUCUACACUAUCAAUUCCUAUCGAUGAAUGGAGUCCGAAAUUCAUGAAUUUGGUUCGCCGAUUAUGCGAUUUAGUCGAUAAGCAUCUUCUCCAUUACGCCGCUUCUGUGGUGAAAGCAGAAGCAUGGAAUUUGUUGAGUGAUGCUGACCAAAAACGCAUCCAUGAAACUGGUAUAUUCGUUGAAAUGAAACAACCAAGAGCACCGCCGCCCAAAUUGUCCAGUUUCAAUCGAACCUACAAACGCUCUGCAAGUGCAGGUGUUCAAAUGUUACCGGGCAGUUUGCAUGAAAGAACGCGAUCGUUGGAAAGAAAUCGUCACUUCUCAGUUAUUGGACAGGUGCCUAAACGAUCGACUAGUAUGAAAGAACGUUCAUCGACCAAACUGACGAUCGAUCACGAGACUGAGCCAAAUUCUUCGAGUUCAACGAUAGGGCCAUCUACCACUUCACCGUCAAGCAUAAAGCCAGAACAGCGUCGAAAAGUGUCAGCAUCAAAAAUCAGGGCCACAAAAAGUGACGUCGGUAUUUUGCUGAGCAGUAAUAUAACACAAGCGAUUCGAAAGGACAGUCCAAGAAGGCGAUGGGCAACUGCUAGUAAAGAGACAUCGUUUAGUAAGGAGACUGAUGAGGAAGAAACUCUCGAAGAGCAACGACUCGAACGUCAACAUACUCAUACACUAAUGUCCUCGUCUGCAAACCGAGCUAAUUUGCCGCAUAUCACAUCCGCACAAACUCAAGAACAAUCUCUUAAAAAGGGACCGGAUAAACCGAAAUCGGUUGUGAAACCAAUGGUGAAAGAGACUCAAUCGCCAAGUACCGUAGUCUCAUCAAGAGCUUCUUUAUCCUCUGCUUCAGCACAGCCGUCUACCUCACAGGAUGCCCUCUGA
Molecule: messenger RNA, 2886 nt
Organism: Anisakis simplex (herring worm)
Lineage: Eukaryota; Metazoa; Nematoda; Chromadorea; Rhabditida; Anisakidae
Source: the annotation of a GenBank genome assembly